Messenger RNA from Bipolaris maydis ATCC 48331, 825 nucleotides. The record is from RefSeq and is a predicted model, not a curated record. Lineage: Eukaryota; Fungi; Ascomycota; Dothideomycetes; Pleosporales; Pleosporaceae.
AUGAGGUGUUCUCUUCUUUUCACUCUUUUCUAUCUCUUCGUGGCCGCAUGGGCUGGCGGAUAUCAAGGCUGCCUCGAACGCGUGUGGUUAUACCAAGCCUACUUGAUCGACAGUCUCAACGACUACAAUGAUCAAACAAUCGGUUGGCAGUGCAAAGACAAAGGGAUCACUAAGAGAACAACGACAUGUAGCAGUUGGGUUAGAAUGCCAGGAAGCAGUAGUGGUUCGACGCUGUCAUACGACCAGUUCAUAUUCAAUCUAGGUAGGGUGGGAGACCGUACUGGAUGGUCCGUAAUGUCAGGGGGCAAGCUUGAUCUGGAAGCGACAGCUUUGAACACAUACAACAAAUACCUCACGCCACGGCCUGGUCAGGCCCCGGGUACCGCCAAGGUCAAAAACUUUGGUGCGCAUUUAGCCGUGAAGGGCACUUUCGAAUGGAACGCGUGCAUCAUGAAAGUUGGUGAAGUCGUAGACAGGACGUACAGGGAUAAAUCUGCUGGUAUGGAUGAUGCUACGAAGAAGUUAUUCAAGGAUUUUGAUAUGAUGAGAGAACUCGUCAUCAAGGCGCGUGCAGCUGACCAUGCUCCUUUCCUCAUCAACGAGGCACGCCAGAAACUGUGCGUUGAUCCUAACAAGAAAUGGGAAACAGUCGAUUGGACGGCGACCGAAAAAGCAGCUCUCGAGGCAGGUGAUAAGGAUGCAGGAAAGAAGAUCAGAAAAUUCUUGGGUGAUUGGUACAGCGGUAAUAAGGACGCUAGAGACCACGACCAGGUGAUCAAUUCUUUCAAACAUCAGCGGGAUCAACAGCUUGCCUGCGGUCGAUAG